AUGGAGGAAAGCAUAGAUAGGAUCAGCAAUUUACCAGAUGACAUAAUUGAUCACAUACUGUCUUUUUUGGACAUGAAAUAUGUAGUCCGAACCAGCCUUUUGUCCAGUGGAUGGAAAGAUACGUGGACCUCGGUUUCCACUCUAUACUUCUGCACCAGUGAAUUCAUGAGUUCUGAAACUAAAGAGGUACUUCCUUUUGUGAGAUUUCUUGACAGGGUACUCAUGUACAAAGGCUUAUCCAGCAUAGAGGAAUUUCAUCUUUACUGGGAUAAUAAAUCUAAUGAGAUAGCAAAAAAUCUUGAUACAUGGAUCAUUGUUGCUUUAAAACAUAGCGUUCAACGAUUAACUAUUGAGAUAGAAUAUAACGAGAAUUUAACAUUUAGGCCUCCACAUCGUCUCUUUAAGUUUUCGUCAUUAACUUCGUUGGUACUCGAUUUUAAUGGCUCACAAGUCGUGCUUCCUGACUCAAUGUGUUUACCUCGGGUCGAAUAUUUGGACCUGUGUAAUAUAAGAAUUGAUGAUGUGAAAAUACUUAAUAAGCUAUUAUCAAGCUGCCCGGUUCUUGAAGAUCUUAUAUUAAGAGAUAUUGUGGCCAGAAAUACAGAUGGUGUGAGCGUCAUCGAGUCUUCUCAUCUGCAGUAUCUGGAAAUAGUUACCUGUAAUAUGGCUAAGAUUUUCAAGCUGUCUACUCCAAGUCUUGAAUCAUUCAUUUGCACCGACUACAUGAUACAAGAGUAUUCUCUAGGGAACCUUCCUUCUCUAGUCACUGUUAGUAUUAAUAUGGUGAUUAAAAAAAUAGAAGCAGAAGAAGAAGGAGACGCUAUAGAAGAAAAACUGUAUCCUGAGCAUAUGAUGAAAUAUUUGACAGCAGUUAAUAAUGUGGAAAAACUAACAUUGUUAUCUGAUGUCUUUCAGUCGAAUGUAGCAGAAGAUGGUGAAGUGGGAUUACUUUCAUGCGGAUUGUCUCAUCUCAAAUAUAUUGAGAUCAAAGGGAUGAAAGGAUGUGAUAAUGAACUCAAGUUUGUGGGACUUGUAUUGAAAGAGGCCGUAGUUUUGGAGGAAAUGGAUUUAUGUUUUAGUAAUCCUGAAGGCUCACCAGAUGCAACUGAAUCACCUGAUGAAUCGAAUCUAAUUGAGAAGUAUAUAAGAAAGCUAAGAGCACUUCCAAAUGUUCAGAAGUUUAUAGGAAAGCUAAGAGCACUAACAAAUGUUUCUUCAUGUUCGAUUAUGCUGAUCUUAUCAUCAGAAUGA
Molecule: messenger RNA, 1251 nt
Organism: Papaver somniferum (opium poppy)
Lineage: Eukaryota; Viridiplantae; Streptophyta; Magnoliopsida; Ranunculales; Papaveraceae
Product: F-box protein At4g09920-like
Exons: 2
Coding region: 1-1251 (416 amino acids)
Molecular function (GO): protein binding
Source: RefSeq, a predicted model, not a curated record